Clonostachys rhizophaga is the source of this 417-nucleotide messenger RNA. Lineage: Eukaryota; Fungi; Ascomycota; Sordariomycetes; Hypocreales; Bionectriaceae. The record is from the annotation of a GenBank genome assembly.
AUGGCACAAGCUUCAUCAGGCUUAACUCACGACGAGAUUUGGGACGAUUCUGCACUCAUCGAAUCCUGGAAUGAUGCCUUGGCCGAGUACAAGAAAUAUCAUAGCAUUCAUGCUAAGGGAGGAACUCUUGAGGAUUUAGAGCGUGCUGUUGAGGCUGGUACUGGUAGCGCUCCUAUCCCGGAAGAGACUCUGGAAGUAAAUGACGAGCAACAAUCAGAAUCCAAGGUUGAUGAAUCUGCUGGAACCGACAAAAGCGAACUCAAGCCUCAAGUGGCUGGAUUACCGGCACCUUCUCCCCAUGCCCUUCUCGGUACAGUGAAAGAUGAAAAUAUGAAGAGACUCCUAAUGUCUUGGUAUUACGCUGGAUACUACACUGGGCUCUACGAAGGCCAACAACAGGCCAAGUCUGGGAGCUAG